Messenger RNA from Hippopotamus amphibius kiboko, 3985 nucleotides. RefSeq names its product zinc finger protein 226 (gene ZNF226). NCBI's taxonomy places the organism in Eukaryota, Metazoa, Chordata, Mammalia, Artiodactyla, Hippopotamidae. Gene Ontology annotation, biological process: negative regulation of transcription by RNA polymerase II. Gene Ontology annotation, molecular function: RNA polymerase II cis-regulatory region sequence-specific DNA binding; DNA-binding transcription repressor activity, RNA polymerase II-specific. The record is from RefSeq and is a predicted model, not a curated record. The coding region runs from base 1325 to 3700 and encodes 791 amino acids. The transcript is spliced from 6 exons.
CUACUUUAUUUUGUUUUGUAUUUCAUUAAUCUGCUCUUAUUUUGUUCCAUCUGCCUUUUUUGGUUUUAUUAUUCAUUUUUUAACUUCCUGAGAUGGAUGUUUUCCAAAUCAAUUUUCAACUUCCUUUCUAUUUUAAUAUAUGCGUUUAAGGCGCUACAACUUCCCUCUAUAUAUGUGUUAAAAUCUCCAGAUCCAAUUAUGAGUUUGGAUCUUUCUCUUCAUGGUUAUGUCAGUUUUCACUUUAUAAAGUAUGAGCUGAUUAUUAGUUUCUGGUAAUUUGAAACUUUAUCACUAUGAAGUGUCCUUCCCUAUGUCAAGUAAUGCUUUUUCCCCCUCAAAGUUCACUUGGUCCAAUAUCAAUAUUACAAAUUUUAUAAUUACAGAAAUAACUUGAGACCUAUGAUGUUGAUAUCUGUCUCUAGAAAGGAUUUUCACUUGCUUCUGCAGGGGUUGGAAGAUACUAACAAAACAGGUUCAGCUUUACACAAUUUCAGGAAUUGAGGUGUUUUGAUGUUUGACUUCAGUCUCUGCCAAAGAAAGCCCAUUUUCCUUCUCUCAUUCCAAUGGUGAAACUCUUUAGGGUUUACCAGGAAGCCUCUGUGGCUGAUAAUGCAUUUAUGUCGCUUUAGCCCCUUGAACACAUCCAAAUUGCUGCUGAGCUUGUAAGCCUUUCAAUGAACGGAAUCUACACCCUUCUAAGGUCGACUCAGAAGAAUAGCAAGACAUUUGCCGGAGACCUCCUCAGAGAUUCUGGGAAGUGAAAAACCAGGGGCAUUGGGCACCUCCCCAUCAGGGGGCGAGGCUUUGUCCGUUUUCCGCUGGGACUUUGGGGGGAAAUGUAGUCCAGGAGGGUGGUACUGUAGCAGGGCACCAACACUCCCCUUGCAUUCUGGGACAUGUAGUCCAAUACUCCGUGUAGUCCCAUAUACUGCUACACUGAUGCCGCGUUGUAAACGUUUCCCCGCGGGAUCCUGGGAAAUGUAGUCCAGGCCCUCCAGGUAGUCGCAGGCACUUCCGCCGCAGGACGACAGCGUAGCAGCCAUCUUUUGCUUGAGCGUGGUGUUUCAGGUCCGCUCUUCACGUCGCAUUCAAACAUCCCCGAAAUGCGCCUGGUGCCAACGUUUGCCUACUUUUCAUUUGGGGGGGAAGGAGGAGAAGAGGCUAAAAGCGGAGCCGUGACUUCUCAAAAAGCACUGUACGGAGGAAGAGGCAACAGAGCCCCAGUUGCUAAGAAAUUAAGAAACCCUGACGGUGGUGUUCUCAGAGCUUUCUACCUUACAACAAUCUCAUGAGGUGGAUACCAUUGUUCUCCCCCACUUGCUAGAUGACAGAAUUGAGGACUCUGCACUUCCCCAGAAGGAGAGAGAAAAUGAGCAUGUUCAAGGAGGCAGUGACCUUUAAGGACGUGGCUGUGGCCUUCACAGAGGAGGAGCUGGGGCUGUUGGACUCGGCCCAGAGGAAGCUGUACCAGGAUGUGAUGGUAGAAAACUUCCGGAACCUGGUCUCAGUAGAAGAAAACAAUCAAAGUGAGUUGAGGGCCGUUCAAGACAGAGGAUCACAUGAAGAGCUUUCCUGCUGGCAGAUUUGGCAACAAAUUGCAAAGGACUUAACCAGAUGUCAAGACUCCAUGAUAAAUAGUUGUCAGUUCCACAAACAAGGUGAUUCCCCUUACCAGGUUGGGGCAGGACUCUCUAUUCAGAUUUCCAAAGAUGAGAACUGUAUAUUAAAUGAUAAAGUGGGUGAUCCCAGUGGUACUGGAAAUCCAAGAUUUGCAACUUGGGGAGCCCAGGAUUCUUGGAGGACAGCUUCCUGGACUGAGUCACAGAAUUAUCAGAGUAGACACCAGCAAAUUUCCCUGAAAAAUAAAAUGUGUUGGUGUAAAGAGGAUGUUGACACCAUCAGUUGGAUUUCACAUCACCUUGAUGCUCAUGGAGUACACAAGGGUGAAAAAUCUUAUAGCCACAAUGAUGGUAGAAAAGACAGCACAAGGGUUUCAACACUGGGUCAGAAUAGUAUAAUUCACACAGGACAAAAACCUUACCAGUGUAAUGCAUGUAAAAAAACCUUCACGGAUCUUGCCCCCUUUGAUCUUCACCAGCAAUUACACUCAAAGGAGAAGUCUCAUAUGUGCAGUGAGUGUGGAAAAGGCUUCCAUUAUAGCUCAGUUCUUCAUGUUUAUCAGAGAGUUCACAUGGGAGGGAAACGCAGUAAAUGUGAUGAGUGUGGCAAGGCAUUCAGUCAGAGCUCACAGCUGCAAACUCAUCAGAAAGUCCACACCAUGAAGAAACCAUUUGAAUGUGAGGAAUGUGGGAAAGGCUUCAGUCGUAGAUCAGCACUUACUGUUCAUUGUAAAGUCCACACAGGAGAGAAACCUUAUAAUUGUGAGGAGUGUGGGAGGGCCUUCAGUCAGGCCUCUCACCUUCAGGACCAUCAGAGAGUCCACACUGGGGAGAAACCAUUCAAAUGUGAUGCAUGUGGGAAGAGCUUCAGUCGGAAUUCACACCUUCAGUCCCAUCAGAGAGUCCAUACGGGAGAGAAACCAUACAAAUGUGAGGAGUGUGGAAAGGGCUUCAUUUGUAGCUCAAAUCUGUACAUUCAUCAGAGGGUCCACACAGGAGAAAAACCCUACAAAUGUGAGGAAUGUGGAAAAGGCUUCAGUCGGCCUUCAAGUCUUCAGGCCCACCAGGGAGUCCACACUGGAGAGAAAUCAUACAUAUGUAAUAUGUGUGGUAAAGGCUUUACUCUGAGUUCAAACCUUCAAGCACAUCAAAGAGUCCACACAGGAGAGAAACCAUACAAAUGUGAGGAGUGUGGGAAGAGCUUCAGGAGGAACUCCCAUUAUCAAGUUCACCUGGUCGUCCACACUGGGGAGAAACCCUAUAAAUGUGAAGUAUGCGGGAAGGGCUUCAGUCAGAGUUCAUAUCUUCAAAUCCAUCAGAAGGCCCAUAGUGUAGAGAAACCUUACAAGUGUGGGGAGUGUGGGCAGGGCUUCAAUCAGAGUUCACGACUCCAGAUCCACCAGCUGAUUCAUACUGGUGAGAAACCACACAAAUGUGAAGAGUGUGGGAAGGGCUUCAGUCGUAGAGCAGAUCUUAAAAUUCACUGCAGAAUCCACACCGGAGAGAAACCGUAUAGUUGUGAAGAGUGUGGGAAAGUCUUCAGGCAGGCCUCAAAUCUUCUGGCCCAUCAGAGAGUCCACAGUGGAGAAAAGCCAUUCAGAUGUGAAGAGUGUGGGAAGAGCUUUGGUCGGAGUUCACACCUUCAAGCCCAUCAGAAGGUGCACACUGGAGAAAAGCCUUACAGAUGUGAGGAGUGUGGGAAGGGCUUCAAGUGGAGCUUGAACCUUGACAUGCAUCAGAGGGUCCACACAGGAGAGAAACCGUAUAAGUGUGGGGAGUGUGGGAAGCACUUCAGUCAGGCUUCAAGUCUUCAGCUUCAUCAGAGCGUCCACACUGGAGAGAAGCCGUACAGAUGUGACAUGUGUGGUAAAGUCUUCAGUCGGUCUUCACAGCUACAGUCUCAUCAGAGGGUUCACACAGGGGAGAAACCUUACAAGUGUGAGACGUGUGGUAAGAGCUUCAGUUGGCGCUCCAAUCUAACAAUUCAUCACAGAAUGCACACUGCUGACAAAUCCUAUAGAAGUGAUAGGGGUGGUAAGACCAUCAGAGAGUCCACACAGGAAAAAAGUUCUAUAAAAUGAUUUAAAAAAAAAAGUGUCAUGUGAAUUCUUCCAAUCAUCAAGUUCAAAAGAAAAAAAAAAUCAUUUGUUUCAUUAAAGUCAGUGUUUUAGCAUUAGCCCAACGUGUCCCAGUAGUCAGGAGGUCACACAGCAGAGAACCCUUAUAAAUGGUACAGUAAGGGCUUCAGUUUGAACUUUGACCUUUAUUAAAUAUUACUCAGGGGAGAAGCCUUAGUAUAAGUUUUAUUAGGCCUUGUACAAAAGUAUGAUGGACAUGCCAAAGUUAAUGCCCUUUAGAAAGUAAGU